Molecule: messenger RNA, 2092 nt
Organism: Calliphora vicina (urban bluebottle blowfly)
Lineage: Eukaryota; Metazoa; Arthropoda; Insecta; Diptera; Calliphoridae
Gene: RpA-70
Product: replication protein A 70
Exons: 6
Coding region: 159-1955 (598 amino acids)
Biological process (GO): DNA replication; telomere maintenance via telomerase; nucleotide-excision repair
Cellular component (GO): DNA replication factor A complex; nucleus
Molecular function (GO): single-stranded telomeric DNA binding; damaged DNA binding
Source: RefSeq, a predicted model, not a curated record
ACUACCAAACAAAAAAGUGCACGGAAAGAUUGUGAAAUUCAGCAGAAAAUAAAAAUAACUAAAAAACUUAAUUCGUUGUGGAUUGUAAGAAUUUUAAAUACAAAAUUAAAUAAUUUAACUCUUAUUUUGUCAAAGAUUGUAAUAAUUGUAAACCGAAAAUGCCUGGCAUAGCUUCUCUUUCUAAAGGCGUCAUUCCUCGCAUUAUGGCUGGGGAGGAGGUCGAUUCGCCGGUUCUACAAAUCCUGUGUGCCAAACGAAUCAGAGAUUCUGACCGCUUGCGUUUAUUGAUCUCAGACAGUCAAUAUUUCAAUAGUUUUGCGAUGCUGGCGUCGCAAUUGAAUGUAACAUUUGGCGAUGGCAAACUUAAGGAUAACUCCAUUGUCAGAGUUGACAAGUACAUUACUUCCGUGGUUAAUAAAAGUGAUGCUGGAAAACGUGUUCUUAUUAUUCUGGAAAUGACCGUUUUAAAUUCUGGUGAUGAAGUACAGCAUAAGAUUGGUGAACCUAUCUCUUACACGGAAGCUUCACAGGAAAAAUCAGCUCCAAAGCCAGCUGCUGCAGCACCAGUUGCCAAAAAAGAAAGCUACACUAAUCACAAUAACAAUAAUAAUACUAUGGAUCAAACACUAAAUGCCGGCUUAACUCAUCCCAUUGCAAGCUUGAGUCCAUAUCAAAAUAAAUGGGUCAUUAAAGCUCGUGUUAUGUCAAAAUCGCAAAUACGUACUUGGAGUAAUGCUAAAGGAGAGGGCAAACUAUUUAACGUUGAUUUAAUGGACGAUUCUGGUGAGAUACGUGCUACGGCAUUCCGUGAACAAGUCGAUAAGUAUUACGAUUUUUUGGAAGUGGAUAAGGUAUAUUUCAUAUCCAAAUGCCAACUCAAGCCGGCCAAUAAACAAUAUUCGACACUCAAGAAUGAUUAUGAAAUGACAUUCUCAAGUGAUACAGUAAUACAAGCGUGUGAAGAUGAAGAUGAUACUGGUAUACCAGAGAUUAAGUACGACUUUGUACCCAUAUCCCAAGUAGCCAAUUUAGAACCAAAGGUCGCUGUUGACUGUGUUGGUGUGUGCAAAGAAGUUAGUGAUCUACAAGUAUUCACUUCAAAGAACACAAAUAAAGAAUUCAAAAAGCGCGAUUUGGUCUUGGUAGACACCAGUGAUGCUGCGGUUACCUUGACUAUAUGGGGUGAUGAUGCCGUCAAUUUUGAUGGUCAUGUUCAGCCCGUUAUACUCGUAAAGGGGGCUAGGGUCAGUGAAUUCAAUGGCGGCAAAACUUUAAGUUUAGGCAAUGGUUCUGUUAUGAAAAUAAAUCCAGAUAUUCCAGAGUGCCAUAAAUUGCGUGGAUGGUUUGAUAAUGGCGGUGGCGAAAAUAUUACAAAUUCUGUUUCGGCACGAACUGGUGCUGGUGGCGGAGGCUAUAGCACUGAAUGGCGUACAUUCCAUGAGGCUCGUAAUUUGGGUACUGGUGAUAAACCAGACUUUUUCCAAACUAAAGCAGUUGUACAUCUUAUAAAGAGUCAAAAUGCUUACUACAAAGCAUGCCCUCAACCCGAAUGUAAUAAAAAAGUUGUGGAUGAAAACAAUGGACAUUAUCGUUGCGAAAAAUGUAAUGCUGUAUUUCCCAACUUUAAAUAUAGACUUUUGGUUAAUAUGAGCAUUGGUGAUUGGACUUCAAAUCGUUGGGUUACAUGUUUCAGUGACUUGGCUGAACAGCUUUUGGGUCGCUCAGCUCAGGAAAUCGGUGAUGCCAUGGAUAACAAUCCCACUGAAGCAGAAGAAAUAUUCAGUUCCAUUAAUUUCCAAUCAUACAUGUUCAAAAUACGUUGUAAAGUCGAAACAUAUGGAGAUAUGUCUCGCAACAAACUGACAGUUCAGUCGGCCACCCCCAUUAACUACAAGGAAUACAAUAAAUAUUUGAUAAAUAAUUUGAAAGAAUUAACUGGUAUUAAUAAGGCCUAAUUUUAAGUAUUUUUCUAUUAUUAUAUAUGUUUGUAUCUUUUAUUUGAUGAAAUUUCAAGUAAUUUUUAUGUUUGUUAUUAUAUACAGGAAAUAAUCACAUUGCUAAAAUAAAAUAUAUCUUUAAAUUUAAUAUAUAA